AUGUUUCUAUUCACACCGUCAUUUUCCAACCUCACCUUCGGUGCAGAGAGCAUUACCGUCGUCAUAUCCGUCAUUCCGAACGUCCGCAUCCCUCAAGGCCGUCGAUUCUACGCGAUCGUCGUCACAAGGAGGAGAAUCCGAUGGCGGAAUCGGUACUUCCGAAUCUUCUUCGGUGUCGACGACGUGACUUUCAUUAAGGCCCUCGACGACGACAUCUCAGUUCUCCUCAUAUCGCCUACGAUCUACCUGUCCGUUGUGCUCGGGAUGCUCAUUCGGUGCGUGCACGAGGCUUGUGGCAAUCGUGAAGUCAUUGACAGAAAGACGAUCUCCACGAGCGGUCAUUCAUACGAGACUGCCCAGGCGUUCCCAGGUCGCUACUUGGUCGCAUCGCCGAGAGGCUUGGUGCAACAGGCCACCCGUCUUGAGAUGCGCAACUUCACGAUCAUGAACUGCCUGAGCCGCCUCGUGCGCCAUCGCGCGUUAUCCUCGUUGCUAACUGGGUCUGGGAAUCCUUCGCCAUCGUAGGGCAUAUUGAGAAUAGCUACUUCAACCUGUUGGCCAGUAGAGGGCCGCCAUUGCUUAAAGUAGGCACUGUCUUCUAAAUUC
Messenger RNA from Schizophyllum commune H4-8, 606 nucleotides. RefSeq lists its product as uncharacterized. The transcript is spliced from 3 exons. The record is from RefSeq and is a predicted model, not a curated record. Lineage: Eukaryota; Fungi; Basidiomycota; Agaricomycetes; Agaricales; Schizophyllaceae. The coding region runs from base 1 to 525 and encodes 174 amino acids.